Messenger RNA from Anarrhichthys ocellatus (wolf-eel), 4752 nucleotides. RefSeq names its product RecQ helicase-like 5 (gene recql5). Gene Ontology annotation, cellular component: cytoplasm; chromosome; nucleus. Bases 46 to 3060 code for a protein of 1004 amino acids. The transcript has 19 exons. The record is from RefSeq and is a predicted model, not a curated record. NCBI's taxonomy places the organism in Eukaryota, Metazoa, Chordata, Actinopteri, Perciformes, Anarhichadidae. Gene Ontology annotation, molecular function: 3'-5' DNA helicase activity; four-way junction helicase activity; nucleic acid binding. Gene Ontology annotation, biological process: double-strand break repair via homologous recombination; regulation of DNA-templated transcription.
CGCCAGAGACGGUUCCUACAUGAGUUCUUUAAAGAGCGAUAAACGAUGACAACAACCUUAAAACAAGCUUUAAAAACCCACUUUGGGUUUGACAACUUCCGGUCUAAAGUACAGGAAGAUGUUGUUAAAGUCGUCGUUAAAGGUGACAGGGAUGUGUUCGUGUGCAUGCCCACUGGAGCAGGGAAGUCCCUCUGCUACCAGCUGCCUGCUGUCAUGGCUGAGGGUAUUACUCUGGUUAUAUCACCGCUAAUCGCUCUCAUUCAGGACCAAGUGGACCACCUGAAGAGUCUGAACAUCGCUGCCUGCUCCAUCAACUCCAAGCUGCCAGCCGGCGAGCGCAGUCUGAUCCUGGCCGACUUGGGGAGCAGCAGCCCCAAGCUGAAGCUGCUCUAUAUUACCCCCGAGAUGGUGGCCUCUCCCUCGUUCCAGCCCUGCCUGACCGGCCUGUGCUCCCGCGGCCUGCUGUCCUACCUGGCCGUGGACGAGGCUCACUGCGUCUCCCAGUGGGGGCACGACUUCAGGCCGGACUACCUCAAACUGGGAGAGCUGCGUGGUCGCUUGCCGGGGGUUCCCUGUUUGGCCCUGACAGCAACGGCGCCCAAGAAUGUUCAAGAGGACGUUGUUCAGUCCCUGAGGCUGCGCUCGCCGCUGUCUUUUGUUACGCCUGUCUUCCGCAGUAACUUGCACUAUGAUGUGAUCUUCAGGGAGCUGCUGCCAAACCCUUACCUCCACCUCUACGCCUUCAUUCAGAAGUCACUGGCACUGGGCAGCGGCUCUAAUCAACAGGGCUGUGGGAUUGUGUACUGUCGGACCAGGGACGGCUGUGAAACAGUAGCUCACCAGCUGACCAAGCUUGGAGUCUUGGCCAAACCGUAUCAUGCAGGUCUGAGACCAGGAGAUCGCACAGAGCACCAGAACGAGUGGAUGCAGGGGAAGGUGCUGGUUAUUGUAGCCACCAUCAGCUUCGGUAUGGGAGUCGACAAGGCCAGUGUCAGGUUUGUGGCUCACUGGAACCUCGCCAAGUCCCUGGCGAGUUACUACCAGGAGUCUGGGCGAGCCGGGAGAGACGGCUUGCCCUCCUCCUGUCGCACAUACUACUCUCCCAAAGAUAAGGAGCAGAUGAACUUCCUCAUCCGCAAGGAGGUUGGCCGCAGACAGGAAAAACGAGGCUCUGCAAAGGAGGCCGACAAAGCUGCCAUCACAGACUUUGACGCCAUGGUGUCGUUCUGCGCUCAAGAAGCUUGCCGCCAUGCCACCAUCUCCAAGUUCUUCGGGGACGAGACGCCCAACUGUGCCGGUUCCUGCGACUUCUGUCGUAACCCCAAAGUCGUGCGCGCCCAGCUGGAGAGGGCGGCCGUCCUCUGCACCAAGACGGCGGCUCAGAGCACGGAGGCCACGGGGCCGUUCGGGUUCCAGCGAGGCCUUUACGAAGGAGGACGGAAGGGCUACGGCUUCGAAAGGUUUGAUGAAGGGGACGCCAGUAGUGGUGAAGACGAUGGCUCGACGAGGAAAAAGGUGUUUUCAGACAUCUACAAGAAGCAGAUGAAGAUGCGGAAGGUGGCAACUGGCGGUCAGAGAGAAGACUUUGUUGCUCCAGAGGCUGACUGCCCGCUCAGAGAGGCCGACAGCCAGAGGAUCCCCAGACUCACCGUGAAGGCCAGAGAGCACUGCCUGUGCCUCCUGCAGGAAGCAUUAUAUGGCCACCAGAGGGCAGAAGACUCAUUCAGUGACAGCCUGAUGUUGGCGGCCGAUAUUGAACACGAGGUCUUCAAGAGCUCCAAGUCCUCCAACUUGUACAAAGCUGCCGUCCUGAAGAAGGUAUCGGAGAUGAAGAAAACAGCACCUGGAGAAAGGGGAGAAGGUGUCAAGACUGACGGCAGCAGUGAAAAUGAGUCCAAACUCAAAGAGGAAACUCCCUCGUCUUCCUCCUCCUUCUUUUCUGAGGAGCUGCAGGGGUUCACAUCUGCAUCUGAGAUCUACUCAAUGAAGCGCAAGAGAGUCGGAGCAGGCCUGAGAGGAUCAUCCAACCCCUUCCUGGCUGCUAAGGAUCUGCUGAAGAACUCCGUGUCGGACACUAACAAGUUGACAGAGAGCGGCGGGUUCUACGACAGCUCGGGAGGCUCCGGAAAAUCUAACGCAGAUGCGUCUGCAGCUGUGACGUCGUCCAUCAGAGCCAGAGCGAACGUCGCCGCCGCCCUGAACAGCCCGACGAAGGCAGGCAGAGCCGUGAGCAAGAAGCAGCAGAAACUAGCGGAGGCGGCAAAGAGCUCCCGCAACAUUUCCCAGUAUUUUGCGAAGAAAGAAACGACGGAGAAAAGCCCCGACGAGGCGGAGACGCCAAAGGGACUCGAUGCCGCGGUGGCGGUCGCUCAAGAAAGCACCGAGGAACUCUCACCCGUCGCUGUGGAGGACGUGGACAUCAGUCCUGUGGAGACUCAGGACGCGAUCCAGGAAGAAAGUAAAAGAGACGUAAUAGUUAUACAUGAUGAUGAUGACUAUGAUGAUGAAGAGGAGGAGGAAGAAGAGGAAACGCAUAAAACAGAGACGUUGGAGCUGGACUGGCUUCAAGACACAUCUGAGGAGAAUAUCAAGUCCACUGCAGAACAAAACCCACCAGAGGAAGAAGCUAAAGCACCUCCAACAGAAGGCUUGACAGAUGAUAUGGAAGCGAACAUAGAGUCGUCUCCUCCGGCGAAGCGCAGCCGCCCCGCAGACAGAAGAGUAACCUUCAACCCCAACGUGCAGGAGAGGGCCCUGCUGCCCGUCAGCGAGCCGCCCGAGCCUGUGACGCUGAAGGAAGCGGCUGACAUCGUGGUCCACUACCUGGACCCCUUUUACACCAAGGGAAGGUUUGCCACCAAGGAGUUGUUUAAGUCCUUCGCCCGCUACUUGUCUCACCUGCUGGCAGAGGGGAGGAGUCAGGGGAAAGGCCAAGUUAAAGCAGAAGCCAAAGUUCUCAUCAAGAAGUUCUUCAGCGGAGUGGAGCGCUGCGAGAGCGAGGCCGACUGGAAGCACCUCAAACGACCGCACAGCUGUAAAACCACAGAGAACCAGCAAUGAUGGGAAGUGGGAACGUACGGUUUUGUCAGUGCCUCAGCUUGUCUCUGGUCCCAGUGAACUCAGGCUUCACCACAGAUGCCUGUCGACCUGCUUCAUGGUUCAUUUGCUGCUGGAGUUCUGCUUUUUUUCAGGCUCGUUGCUGCCGCAGUAGCUUAUGUCAAUAAUUAAGCAAUAACACGUGGGCUGUUUCAGCUUGAGAGAGCAGAGGUACAUCUGUGUGCAUGCGAAUGGGAGGAGUCUUGUUUGUAUGUUUCGGCUAUUAACUGAAAAUUGUGGGAACAGCUUUUUUUUUUUUUUAGUCGUUUAUUCGUUUCAGGACAGACUGGCACUUUUGUUGUGCUGCACUCUCCUUAAUUCAAGUCAAUAUGCACUUACAUCUUCAGUAAAACAUGCUUCAAGUCUCUGCAAGCUGAUUUGAAAGGAACCCAAAGGCCUCUUGGAAUAAAGAAGUCUAAAGCCAUGCUAGCAGCUCUGUGGCGCUAAACUGAACGCUAACAGAACAUUUGCUAAUUUAAUUAGCACUGAACACAAAGUACAGCUGAAGAUAAUGGGAUUAGUCAUUUGGUCAUAAACAGAAUUAAAAUGUUGACCCGACGGUGCUGGAUGAAAAGUCAGGGGAUCACCACUAGGGUUCAUCCUCUGGGGAGCAUUUAAUAUGAACCAAAGGACAUACCAGCUGAUAUGUUCAUCCACAGAGUUCGCAGCAUGGCUAGAAACACGUCGUGUAAAUGGUUGACAGCAAUGUGAAGAACACAUGGUUUGAAGUAAAUGGGACUGAAACAUACAGGAACAGUUAUCUGACAUUAACCAGACGAUUCUGUGCUAUUGGAGCCUGAUGGAUAUUUUUUACUGCUGCUACAUGUGAUGUCUUUGGCUGCUGGACUGCAGAACAAAGAACAAAGUAAGUGUACAACAAUGAGAUACUGUAUGAUGUGAAACUGUCUGUUUUGUUUUUUUUUUACUAAAGAUAAACUACAUUAAUUUAUAUUUUCAGGUUUGUUUCUUGGCAAAGGGAUCAUUUUGCAGAACGUUUCUUUUUUCAGUAACAUGAGUUCCGAUAAGGGAAAUGUUGCUUAGUCAUGGUGCCUGUGAGAGGACACAGUCUCUGUCUCCACAGAGGAAACACAAAGACUACUGGAGCUGAUGGACACAGAGGUCUGAACAGUCUAUGUACUCUUUGCUCCUAAAUGUUUACAAUAAAUAAUCUACGCUGAACAGGACUAACCGCAGUGUGAGAAUCGUACUGUCUGUUAAUUCACCAACACAAAUGUCUUGAACUGGAGCUCUGGGGGACAAAGGGGGGAGACGUCCGUGAUGGGGACGCUGUCAAAUAGACGGUGACGUCACCUCCAGUGGUGCUGCCUUCAAUGCCCCAUGUAAUUUACGGCCUCCCUACAUCUAGACUAUGAAAAGGAAGGGUUGCAAAUAGUAGAAACAUGACAGUAGUGCCCCAUUUAAAGAGACAGUUCCCCCCAAAACCAGAAACGCAUAUUUCCUUUUACCUGUAGUGCUGUUUAUCGGUCUAGAAUGUUUGUUUUGGUGUAAGUUACCUAGUUUUGGAGAUAUUAGCCGUAGGGAUGUCUGCCUUCUCUUUAAGAUAAUAAUCUUAUAAUUGGAAAUAGUUUCACGUGGGGCUUACAAACAGUUGGAUGUUAUAAUGAUACAACUUUAAAUAAACAUGUCAGAUUCAAA